UUUUCUUUUUUUUUUUUUAUNGUAAUUCUGAUUCUAGGAUGUUUGGACCAUUUGGUUUGUGUUUUUCCACCCCAUUUAAUUUAUCGUCUUUGUACUUAUCUGCUAUUGUAUAACUUUUUUUCCUGCCAAAAAACCCGAUUUUUGGACGGCCGGUCAAUGUUGAGAGCUUGGGCCUUUUGAUUUCCUGGAUAUUUUCUUGAGCUGCUAGUUCUUAUUUUUACUUUCUUGUGAAAAAUCACGCUCUUGCCUUGAUCACUUCCUAAGAUAUUUCUUGUGGAUUUGUUUCUAAUUCGUCUGUGUGGCUUGAAUAUUUUUCUGGAUAGCUGAUCGAGAGCUCAGUUAAUCUCUGUUCACUUGAUUUUAUCGUACAGUUUACUGAAGAGAACACAAACAGGCCUGUAUUUGCUUUCCACUCACCUAAUCAGAGUUUUUUCAUCAAAGAUGGGUAGUAGCAGUAAUUUAAACUUCAAGAAUUUAUCAACCGGCAUGCCGCCGGAUUCCGGUAGUUUCCCUCUCGCCCGUCAAAACUCGAUCUACUCUUUAACUUUCGACGAGUUCCAGAACACAGUCGGCAGCAUCGGGAAAGAAUUCGGGUCUAUGAACAUGGAUGAGCUUCUCAAGAACAUAUGGAGUGCUGAGGAAAAUCAAAUCCUCCUCUCAACCACCAAUAAUCAUAAUAACAAUAAUAAUAACAAGGGUAGUGGUGGUUUUCAUGAAGGGAGUGGCUAUAAUCCCCUGAGGCAAGGCUCGUUAACCCUUCCCCGCACCCUCAGCCAGAAAACAGUCGAUGAGGUCUGGCAGGACAUGGUGAAGGAGUACGGAAAAGAUCCCACGUGCGCACCCACAGGCGGCUAUGGUGUGGCGCCGGCCCACAGGCAGCCGACACUUGGCGAAGUCACAUUGGAGGAGUUUUUGGUGAGGGCUGGGGUUGUGAAGGAGGAGCCUCCGAAGGGUAAAACCGGAAAUAUCCCCAGGCCCGGCUUCGGUUAUCCUUCGGGAGGUGAGAAUAUUAGUGACCUGAUGGGAAAUAAUUUGCCUUUGGGUGCGGGUGGGGCACGAUCAGGUGUGAAACAGCCCGCUGUGCACCCUCAGCCACAGCUGCCGGAGAUUAUUCCUAAACAGGCUGUGCCGAGAUAUAAUCAGUUGAGCGGUAAUAAUCCCGGGAUUAGAGGUGGGAUUAUAAGUAAUGGUGCGAGUGAUGGUUUGGUUCAGAAUGCGGGUUUGCAGGGUUUGGUGGGUAAUGGGGUUCGGGUGGUGUCGCCAGCUGUCUCGCCGAGUACUGGAGAGAUUUCGUCAGUUUCGCCAGUGCCUUACGUUUUUAACGGUGGUUGUGGUGUGGGUUUGAGGGGGAGAAAAACUGCUGCUUUGGAGAAAGUUGUGGAGAGAAGGCAAAGGAGGAUGAUCAAGAAUCGGGAGUCGGCUGCUAGAUCACGGGCUCGUAAGCAGGCAUACACUACAGAGUUGGAAGCCGAAGUUGCAAAACUGAAGGAGGAAAAUGAGCUAUUACAAAAGAAACGGGCUGAAAUGUUGGAAAUGCAGAAGAAUCAGGUUUUGGAGAUGCUGAAGCUUCAACACAGUAACAAAAGGCGAUGCUUGAGAAGGACACAGACGGGUCCGUGGUAAAAAAAAAAAAAAUAACUGGUGUCUCAAGACUGUAAAUGUCAAAUGGCUAGGACUUGUUUUUCGCUAUUGUAGAUGAAUAGAAUAACUAGAUGAAUAGUGCGUUUGUGUACAAUUUCAGUCCAUGAUGUUCUUAUUUUCAACCUGUUUUUCGCCCUACAGAAGAUGUAGUUAACUAAAAAUGCUAUAUAAUCCCUUUGAAGUCAUCUGUGAGAGCUCUUGUGUGAGCUCAAUAAGUAGAAGCUUGAAAUUACAGUAUAUUUGAUAUCGGUUUAUUACAGAAGGCUUGUAAAAAAUGCUUAUUUGUUCAGUCAGCACUGCACAAAUUAUGAUCAGCUUCCAUUUACAAUGGUAUGAAGGGAUAAAUGUUAAAGGAAAAAAGAGAGGGAAAAUUGAUGGAGAAUGUUUGAAUAGUGAUGAUGUGAUCAACAUCCCCCUUCCCCUUUAUUCUGAAUGAGCUGAGUCUAAUUUGCAGACUCUCAUGUUUCG
This is a messenger RNA of Striga asiatica, 2109 nucleotides long. Lineage: Eukaryota; Viridiplantae; Streptophyta; Magnoliopsida; Lamiales; Orobanchaceae. The record is from the annotation of a GenBank genome assembly.